AUGUCUCGUACGCAACUGAAUUUGAUUGCGGCCGCGUGUGAGAAUAUGGGUAUAGGUAUAAACGGUACAUUACCUUGGAAAUUAAAAAAAGAAAUGGCUUACUUCACGACGAUGACAACUAGUGUCAGCGACAAGAAGAAAGUCAACGCAGUGAUCAUGGGUCGACGUACGUGGGACUGUAUACCCAUAAAAUAUAGACCGCUUAGUAAUAGAAUUAAUAUUGUACUAACUCAUAAUGUUGAUUACGUGAAAAAACAAGUCCCAGAAGGAGUAAUUGUUGUGCCAGGAUUAGAUGAGGCAAUUGAUCACAUAGACAGUAGGUCAGAUAUAGAAUCUACUUGGGUCAUAGGUGGAUCUUCAAUUUAUAAGGCUGCAAUGGAGCAUCCGAACUGUGGAAAAAUAUAUCUAACGGAGAUACAAAAGUCUUUCGACUGUGACACAUUCUUUCCUGACAUUAACAAGCAGCGAUUCCAUUUAGUGAAUGAAGAAGAAGUACCAGGGGAGAAGCAGAGUGAAGGAGACAUCAACUAUUACUAUAGGAUUUACAAGAGAUUAUAA
Bombyx mori (domestic silkworm) is the source of this 558-nucleotide messenger RNA. It is a transcript of the gene Dhfr, whose product is annotated as dihydrofolate reductase-like. Gene Ontology annotation, molecular function: NADP binding; dihydrofolate reductase activity. NCBI's taxonomy places the organism in Eukaryota, Metazoa, Arthropoda, Insecta, Lepidoptera, Bombycidae. The record is from RefSeq and is marked provisional. Gene Ontology annotation, biological process: dihydrofolate metabolic process; tetrahydrofolate biosynthetic process; glycine biosynthetic process. Gene Ontology annotation, cellular component: mitochondrion.